GGGAUGUACCUCUUGUAAACUAAUCAUAUGCAUGUACACAAAAGGUAAACGAACUAUUAUUACAGUCUCGUUUCGGCAUUCGCACGAGGUGCCCGCGCUCAUUAGUCAAUUAGUUUGUUUACGUCGAAACUUGCGGCGUUCCACGUUGCGCCGUUGACCACAUGUGUGUACCGAUAGGUUAUACCUUCGGACACCGGUCGCGGCAAUAACAGCAAUGGAGGAGGUCAUUACCGAACAUGAGACAUUAAAUACAGUUAUCGAGAUGAGUGACCCGAGUGGAUUAAUGGAGAAAGAAAUGGAAGACGAGGAACAAUACCAACCGGAAAAAUCACAGGAAGAGUGCGCAAUUGAUGAAGAUCGUAGGCCAAUUAAAAGAAAUCGAUCGGAAGAUGAAGAGGGGUGGAUAGAGGUCAGAGGGAGCAAAGGCAAGAAAUACAAAAGUGAAACAAUUGAAAUUUAUAUUUCAUCUCAAGAUAAAAUGCCGAAACAGUUUGCAUUGGCCAAGUUGUUUAAAGAAGAAGGAAUAAAAGACAUUGAAAAGAUUAGGUAUAUUAACCCAUACAAGAUUAGAGUAGAUAUGAAGAACGAGGAUAGUGUGGAGAUACUUGAAAAAAGUAGGAAGAUAAUCGAAAAUAACUGGAGAAUUCAGAGAGCCAUGGAAGUAAAUUUCUCUUAUGGUGUCAUCAGAGACAUUGACAUAGAUCUGACAGAGGAUGAAAUGCUGAAGCGUAUUGAAUGUACGGAACCAGCACAACUGAUAUCCGUCCAAAGACUCAUGCGCAGAAAUUCAGACGGAGAGGGUUGGAAGCCUAGUGAAUCAGUGCGCCUUUGUUUUAAGGGCUCAUUCCGGCCGGCAACUAUUUCUGUAGAUGGAUUGCGCAUACGAGUCGAGCAGUACAUCUUUCCCGUAACCCAAUGCUCACGCUGUUGGAAGCUGGGUCAUACUACACAAAGAUGCCCAUCAACAAAGAUCAUAUGCCCAAAAUGUAGUGGUAAUCACAAUAACUGUGAGACGACUUUAUUUAAAUGCCCCAAUUGUAGCGGACAGCAUAUGGCUUUAGUACGUUCUUGUCCGUCAUAUUUAAAAGAAAAGAGAUUAAGAGAGAUAAUGGCUGAAUACAAUUGCACAUAUCGGCGUGCACUGACCAUGUAUGUUCCAGUUAAGGAAACUAAUCCAGUAGAUAGUGCCACUACAAAAACAGAACAAAAAAACUGGUCGAAUUCUCAGGCUGGAAAGUUAUCGUUUUCGGCCGUCGUACAAAAACCCCACGUAGAAGUUACAACGCAGCCACCUGAGAAGGACACUCAAUAUAAUACUGCCAAGAAACCACAAACUAAGCCCCACAAACCAAAACAAACCGAAAAACCAGUUGAGUACGAGACGUGGAUAGAAGUUGAUGCGAUGGAUAGCCAAGAAAUUGCUGAGGAAGAUGAAAGUAAGAAGACGAGAGAAGUUCAGUUCAAUGAGCUUAUAAAUAGGUUGAAAGAGAUUAUAUUUUUAAAAGGAGAAACAAUACAACAAAAAAUACAUAGUUGUAUUAAAUGCUGUGUUAAAUGGGUAAUUUUAGUACUAGUUGAAAAUAUCUCGGACUGGCCAAUACUUAAACUAAUUCUUGAUUAUUUCGGUUGUUGUAAUGGAUAAUAGUAACAUCAUAAAACUUAACAUUAUUCAAUGGAAUGCACAAAGUGUUCGCCCUAAGUCAUUAGCCUUAGAACAAUUGUUAUCACAAGAGAAAAUUCACAUCGCAGCACUGAGUGAAACAUGGCUGGAACCAGAGAGUAAUUUUAAUAUAAACAACUACAAAAUAUUUCGUAAAGACAGGCACGAUUCGUACGGUGGGGUGGCGCUUCUGAUACACAGGUCUGUAGAAGCUUCUUUACAUAGUUUUAGCAGUAGUAACCCUGGUAUGGAAGUGUUAAUGGUUAAACUACACAAUUGUCAAU
Spodoptera exigua (beet armyworm) is the source of this 1944-nucleotide messenger RNA. Lineage: Eukaryota; Metazoa; Arthropoda; Insecta; Lepidoptera; Noctuidae. The record is from the annotation of a GenBank genome assembly.